UCUGUGACUCUGCGAGUGACCGCUGAUACCUGAGAGACACUGCCCGGGGCCGAGCGGACAUGGUCUCUGUGUGUCGCGGUUAGCUUCAUCCUGUGCGGGACGAACAGACUGGGGACACUGGUAAACACGAGCUAAACCACUAUGGGAAAUAACGUCCCUCUUCAUAGCCAAGCGAAUAUAAAGUACGUGACACAAAGACGGGAACGUUGAGGACUGAGGGAUGUGAACCAAAAUAUUAACGUUCAGUGCAGCCGGAUUGACGAGACAGAACCGGUGUGGGCGGGUUCAGGGGGGCCGGCUGCGUUUGAGCAGGGAAGGGGAGGAUGAGCAGCCCGGGACCGAGCAGCGGGACCAACGGACCGGAUCAGCUCUUUGAAGAUUUAUGGCGACGGCUCGGAGAGUGCCACCGGGACGCGCUUCAAGAGCUGGAGGCAAAAGUGAGCAGGCUGAAAAAGGAGCGCUGUUUAGACGCCCAGAGGCUCGAGGUGUUUUACAAUCGCAACCAGCAGCUGAAGGAGCAGAACAAGAGCCUGCAGGAUGCCGUCGGUCUCUUGGAGGAAAGGCUGCGAGCAGGAGAGUGUGAUCGGUGUGCCACCGCAGAGGAGAACCUGAAAAGCAACCGGGACCAGAAUCUGCAGCUCGUCGCCAACCUGGAGAACGAAAGAAAUGGCCUCAAGGAUGAAAACCGAAAACUACAUGCUGAACUGCAGCGGUUACAGGUGUCUCGCUCAGAGCCCCGGCGGUCCUCAACCCCACAACAGGAAGAAGGCGUCAUCCCGGACUCGCCGGUCCUGCUGGGCUCGCUGCCCGCGGCGAACAAACUGAGGAAACGUAAAAAUGUGGUCAAAAGCAGGCACGUCCGCUAUGCAGAAGUGCCUCUACCGCAGUGCGACAGCUCGCUCUUCAGCGGGCUGAGUAAGGAGCCUGCUGAUGCCUCAAAGAAUCCCGGGAGAGCAGAAGUGCUCGUACCCGACACGUGUGAACUGGACACAACCCAAAUCCCAAAAGACGUGAAGCAGUGUAUGGAGGAGGCGAUCGCAGAAACCUGUGUUCUCCAACGUCUUGACCAGCAUCACGCGAAAACUGAAUGGACUGCAGGGCAGCAGAGCAGCUCAAAAACUCCCUGGAAGAAAGAUGUUCGUUUAAAGCCUUACUGCUCCUCCGGUUGGUCCACGCUGAUCCACAGUCCAGACCUGACCACAGAAAGGUCCCCGUCUCUUCUGCCCCGGGUCAAGAGGUUUUCAGACGAUGGCUCCGUUAACAGAGCAAAACGCAAGAAGGAGGAAGCUGAGCCGGAGGUGCAAGAGGACGCCAAACGCGGGAUCCAGGAAGGGGUGGACACACAGAAGGAAGCCAAACGCACACAACCUGAACCGAUCAAACGGAGCGCCACCCCUUUAAGCAAUCAAAGCUUCACGAAGCAGCUACUGGACAGCAAGGUUCAGUCAGCACUACAUGGGGCCUCCAGCCCAAGGCCAAGUGUUUCCGGUGCUAGUCCUGCCUUCAAGAAGCCAAACGGGAAGGUUAAAGGGGAAGGGGCCGGUGUUGGGAAGAAAAGGAACCCCCUGCAGGAUCUGAACGCUUCACCUGACCAACAUGAAGCAGAGGAUGCCGAGAGGAAGCACAAGGUGGAGCCCACGUGGAGCGUGGACCCUGCACUCGCCCUGUCCACGUACGACAGUGAGUGGAGAGGAGACGAGCAAGAAGAGAUUCACGGAGAACCGGCAGAUACCGACUGCACUUGGGUCAGUCACAGCUUACUCCAGUGCCGGGACAGAGGGGACAGUGUGUCCGGGCUCGGCCAGAAGGCUAAUGACAGUCUGGAUUUGAUGUUUGACACCACAGCUUACGGGGAGUACAAGUCUUACAACGGUUCACAACUAGGCCAGAGCCAGCCCUGUGACGACGACGACGACUACGAUGAUGAAGAGGAGGGCGAAAAGGACAGUGGACGAGAUUCUCCCGACAAGGCUUCAGCUCAAAGUAAAGCACGACACCCGACAUUUGCGCACGUGGCAGUAGUUCGCAAGAAAGACGAGAGGAGAAAACUGAAGGGCACUACCUGCAAGGAAUGUGAGAUUUAUUACGCUCAUCUCUCAGAGGAGGAAAAACAGAAAAAGUUGUCUGCGUGCUCGAGGCACCGCUUUCUUUACAUUCCUCCCUGUACUCCUGAAAACUUCUGGGAAGUUGGAUUCCCAUCAACACAAACAUGCAUCGAAAGAGGUUAUAUCAAGGAAGAGAAGAAUCCUCAGGUACGUUCACGGAGAAGACAACCGUUCAACGCUUUGUUCUCCCAGCAGCAGGAGAGAAACCAGCAGGAGAGCUGAAGAAGUUUGGCCCAUGUAGAGCAAGAAAAAAAACCCACUACACUACACAAAGAACAAGCCUGUUAAUGUGUUAAAACUGCACUGAGGAGUACAGCGACGCCUCCGAAGAAUGUGUCCUCUUCUUUCAUUUCAACAGCAGGCUCCUCAAGUUUGGCAGGUUAAUUUGUUUGUGUAGAAACUAAGUAUGUCUGAGCUAUGUUUGGAUAAAUAAAAGAU
Xiphias gladius (swordfish) is the source of this 2543-nucleotide messenger RNA. RefSeq names its product retinoblastoma binding protein 8 (gene rbbp8). NCBI's taxonomy places the organism in Eukaryota, Metazoa, Chordata, Actinopteri, Istiophoriformes, Xiphiidae. Gene Ontology annotation, molecular function: flap-structured DNA binding; damaged DNA binding; single-stranded DNA binding. The coding region runs from base 324 to 2327 and encodes 667 amino acids. The record is from RefSeq and is a predicted model, not a curated record. Gene Ontology annotation, biological process: double-strand break repair via homologous recombination; DNA double-strand break processing involved in repair via single-strand annealing. The transcript is spliced from 19 exons. Gene Ontology annotation, cellular component: site of double-strand break.